Opisthorchis viverrini is the source of this 1608-nucleotide messenger RNA. RefSeq lists its product as hypothetical. The transcript has 8 exons. The coding region runs from base 66 to 782 and encodes 238 amino acids. The record is from RefSeq and is a predicted model, not a curated record. Lineage: Eukaryota; Metazoa; Platyhelminthes; Trematoda; Opisthorchiida; Opisthorchiidae. Gene Ontology annotation, biological process: exocytosis; synaptic vesicle priming; synaptic vesicle fusion to presynaptic active zone membrane. Gene Ontology annotation, cellular component: plasma membrane; SNARE complex. Gene Ontology annotation, molecular function: SNAP receptor activity; syntaxin binding.
UUCAUCGGCGCAGCGUCGUCCAUUUGCUAUCUAGUCCGGUGCGCUACAUUUGCCUUCUGAACACGAUGGAUGAACCCCAGGUACCCAUGACGGAGUUCGAACAGAUAAAGUUCAGGAUGAACCAAACGACGGAUGAGUUACCGCCAUGCAACGACGACGAAAUCCGUCUAGAGGAUGGCACUGUAAGACCGAUGACAGAGGUGGAGUUGUUACAUAAAAGGAUCGAUGAUGCCACGGCAGAAUCGUUGGAGGCCUCUCGGCGUAUGAUGGCAAUGUGUGAAGAGGCUAAGGAAGCUGGAAUUUCAACCUUGGUCAUGUUAGACGAUCAGGGCGAACAACUGGAUCGCAUCAACGAAGGGAUGGACCAAAUCAAUCAAGAUAUGAAAGAUGCGGAGAAAAAUUUGGACGAUUUGAACAAGUGUUGUGGCUUGUGUGUGCUGCCGUGGAACAAGGUGAAGAAGAAGGACGAUUACACAAAGCAGCUGAAAGACGAAGAUAUGCGUGGUGGUGGGGACGGCCCGCGUAUCAUUGUUGACCAGAAUGGAAUGGGUCCAACAGGUGGAUACAUUACUCGCAUAACGAACGACGCUCGCGAGGAUGAAAUGGACAACAAUUUGCAAGAGGUAUCUGGCAUGAUCGGGAAUUUGCGCAACAUGGCCAUCGACAUGGGCAGUGAGAUCAAUCAACAAAACGUACAGAUUGAGAGAAUCCAAAUUAAGGCCAAAUCAAAUGCGGAGCGUAUCAAGAAAGCGAACGAACAAGCCAGCAAACUCCUGAAGUAGUGCAGACGCUCCCAUUCCUGCACAAUCACGGCUAUGCUAACCGAUGAAUUGCUACACCAUCUUCCAGUACUAUCCAUUGUCUUUUCCUCGAUCUUUUGUUGAACCGUUCCGUAAUGCUCAUCGCUGCAUCCUAAGCUCACACACUUCACUGGGAUACGCAUCCACCUCCCACACGCUUUUGUUGGCAUUGUCGUCGCUCUCGUCCUCCUAUGGGUUUACACCGAAUAACAAUUGAGAAUCAUAUUCCCCACACCUCAACUCUGAAUACACACUCAACAAAACGCAUCCAUCAUCUUGAAAAGGGCCUCGGAGCAACCGAUACACUUGAUGUUGCGGCAACACCACUCAAUAGACAAGAUCAUCUGUCGAAUAUUGCCAUCAAGGCCCAACAGUUGCACUGUAUUUUUCGUGCACUUGUGUUCCAUGAACUCAGACUAAUUUCUGUGAUGCCUUAUUUUUGCCGAACGUACUCGUUCGUCCGUUGGCUUGUUCUGUCCAAAUCCAGAUGUCGUUGUUCUCCAAGGUCCUUAUUAUUUGGACGUUACAUCCGAUUAUGCUCCGAUUUUUCUAGGUCUUACUCACUGCCUGAUUAUUUAUUCUUUUCCCUCUCCCUUUCCUUCAUCCUCCUCGCUCAUCGAUAUGCACAUACAACAUACGAUUUUCUUUCUGCCCUGUCCGAAUAAUCCGAUUUCACUCAUGUCAUUUGGACCACCAACUUGAUAAACUAUUCGGUGCACUAUGAGCUUUCUCUCUUAUUCGAUCCUGUACUCGGUUGUGCUUUGUCUGACUAACUAACAAUGUGAGUGCAUUUAAUGCAGUUCAAUUC